UGCUCACCCUCGCCGCCCGCCCGUUUCUGCGUUCGGGCUCGAGCGUCCCCCCACACCCUCUGCAGGCUCGCCCUCUGGACUCUUCGUCAUGCUCUCCUGGGCGACCGCGCUGACGGUGCCUGCGUGCAACCUCAUCUUCCCCAGCAUCUUCACCCUCUGCGCGUUGGGCCCGCCGCCUCCAGCUGCGCGCUCCCAGGCGGCGCUGACGCGCUCCCUCUUGAGCGAUGUCGAGGCGCCCACGCCUGGGCGGUGCAUACGCCAGUCCCUCACGCGCACUGAGGGGGCCAUCGCCGCCUGCGUGCUGCUGUGGGGGCUCUUUGCGUUGGUCAUCUGCACCUACGCCGCCAUCGGGAAGACUUUCGACCCCAUCGUGCGGGGGCCGCAGGUCCGCCGUUUUAUGGGGGCCCUAUCUCUGACCACAUCGAGAUGCGUGCGGGGGAGAUGCCCACCCCACGCUGUAUCGACACGUUCACCUCGCGUUACUAGGUAAUCGGCUGCGAGGGCUGGGGCAUCUACAAGUCCGAAGGCACCGAGUUCCGUGGCUUUGGCUGGUGAAGACCUAGUUUGUGCGAUUUCGGGCUCGGGGCUGUGCGUAAAGAAAGAAAGAAAACAGACAACCCAAGGGAGGGAUGUGCGUU
This is a messenger RNA of Emiliania huxleyi CCMP1516, 638 nucleotides long. RefSeq lists its product as hypothetical. The transcript has a single exon. The coding region runs from base 89 to 490 and encodes 133 amino acids. Lineage: Eukaryota; Haptophyta; Isochrysidales; Noelaerhabdaceae. The record is from RefSeq and is a predicted model, not a curated record.